AUGCCGCAAGCGGUGAUCGAUAUGACGGAACUUAANCUACUAGAGAUAUUUAUAGAAGAAUUUUUUGAUCAGAACCCAAUCAGCCAAUUAGGAAUUUUAAUAAUGCAAAAUAAGAGGUCAGAAAAGAUAAGUGACUUGGCAGGUAAUCACCAUAAACAUUUAAAAGCUGUAAGAAGUUUAAGUCAUACUUCUUUGAUUGGGGAACCUUCGCUUCAGAAUGGUUUAGAUAUGGCAUUCAAAAUGUUAAAACUCUUACCAAGUCAUGCUAGCAGAGAAAUUUUGGUAAUAAUGGGUGGUUUAACAACUUGUGAUCCUGGUGAUAUUACUGUUACAAUUGAUGCCCUGAAAUCAGAAGGAGUUAGAUGCUCUGUGAUUGGUUUAGCUGCUGAAGUGCAUGUAUGCCGUAGUUUAUCAAAUCAAACAGGUGGUGUCUAUAAUGUUAUAUUAGAUGACUGUCACUAUAAAGAUCUUUUGUUACAACAUGUUGAGCCACCACCUGCUGCCACUUGUCUGGAAUCUAGUCUUAUUAAGAUGGGAUUUCCCCAUCAAAUGGUUAUAGAAGGGGUGGAAGAACCACUAACAAUGUGCAUGUGUCAUGUUGAUAGUGUUGAUGAGGGCAGUAAGUUAUCUACAGGUGGUUAUUAUUGUCCUCAGUGUUGCAGUAAAUAUUGUGAACUACCUGUUGAAUGUAAAGCGUGUGGAUUAACGUUGGUUUCUGCCCCCCAUUUGGCGAGAUCAUAUCAUCACCUGUUUCCAGCAGCAAAUUUUAGUGAGAUCAAUUAUGAGAAGCAAGUUACAUCUUGUUUUGGUUGCCAGAAACAAUUCACUGAUAUAGAAAAGCAUAUUUAUUUGUGCCCAAGUUGUAGUAAAUUUUUCUGUCUAGAUUGUGAUAUAUUUAUACAUGAUACCUUACACACGUGCCCUGGGUGUGCCACAAAUCCUACUGUAUUUCAAAAACUUCAUAGCACUAAUACUUAGGAAAACUUAUCUACAUUUAUAUGUCCCAUUUUUCCAUUUUUUUAUUUAUUUAUUUGAAGUUCAUAAAUAAUGUGGAAUAUUUUUAUUGAUAGUGUAUUUGUUACAAAAAAAACAAGGC
Agrilus planipennis (emerald ash borer) is the source of this 1096-nucleotide messenger RNA. It is a transcript of the gene Ssl1, whose product is annotated as general transcription factor IIH subunit 2. NCBI's taxonomy places the organism in Eukaryota, Metazoa, Arthropoda, Insecta, Coleoptera, Buprestidae. Gene Ontology annotation, biological process: regulation of transcription by RNA polymerase II; nucleotide-excision repair; DNA-templated transcription. The record is from RefSeq and is a predicted model, not a curated record. Gene Ontology annotation, molecular function: zinc ion binding. Gene Ontology annotation, cellular component: transcription factor TFIIH holo complex; transcription factor TFIIH core complex. The coding region runs from base 1 to 978 and encodes 325 amino acids. The transcript has 6 exons.